Fusarium proliferatum ET1 is the source of this 1467-nucleotide messenger RNA. RefSeq lists its product as uncharacterized. The transcript is spliced from 3 exons. The record is from RefSeq and is a predicted model, not a curated record. Lineage: Eukaryota; Fungi; Ascomycota; Sordariomycetes; Hypocreales; Nectriaceae. The coding region runs from base 1 to 1467 and encodes 488 amino acids.
AUGGCAGAUACAAAGGUCAAGGUCAAUGGCCAUACUAAUGGCAAUGUCAAUGUCAAUGGCACGACCGACAAGACAACCACCAAGAACACCAAGCUAUGGCAACUCCUCGCUCUAGCAAAGGAAGUCUCCAAAGAUGUCGGCUCAAUCGAAGACUUUGAGAAAUCAGCUGAGGAGCGAGAAGCUCUCAAGCAAGAACUCGAAGCCAAACAAGGCGAGAACAAGCGUCUCCGCGAAUUCAACGACAAGAUCGUGCGAGAGUUCUCAGACCACAAAGCACAAGCCAACGCAAAGACUGAAACACUCUUUGCAGAAUUUGAACAGAAGUAUAAAACUUAUGAGUCUAACAAGGCAGCCGUUGAAGCCAUGGAGAGAGAGGUCAAAGAAGCGAGGGAGAAACUCGCUGCUGCGGAGGUGAAGGAGGGAGAGGUCGAGAGUUUGAAGCAGAAUCUGGCGGCUGCGGAGGCGCAUUUGACCAGUCAUGCUUCUGAGAUUAGAGAGAUGAAUGCGGAGUGUGAGUUGCAGAAAUCGCAGAUGGAGGCUAAUAUCGAGGAGUUGAAGGGGUGUAAGGAGAAGUUGACGCAGGCGCAGAGUGAUCUUGGGGAGGGUAUUCUGCGAGACUUUGGAACUGAGGAGGUCAAGAAGUUGCGAUCUGACCUCCAGGAGCUGUCAAAGAAGGUUCACGACUUUGUCAAUGAGUAUUUCAACGACCACGAUGGCGCACAGGACUCUGCGAGCGAAAUACAGGAACUUCACGCCCGUUUUCCCAAGAUCCCGCUCUCAACUCGCACCACCAAAGCAAGUGCCAAGAUGCGCUGCGCUGUCGCUGACGCUGUAAUCGCGGAAACACUCCUCUCUUAUGUCUUUGUCCCCUUCUACGUCGCCAGCGACAUGAGGGCCACUGCAUCUAGUAUGCUUGGCUUCUUUAAAGGCGAUGAGCGCCGAGAGACAGUGUAUCGCUCUCAAAUUCUCGGAUCCCUCUCUGAUUCUGAGCAAACUGAGACGGUCCAAGAGGACAUUGUGCGCAAAGCGAGCAACGAGGUGCGAAGCACUCUGCACCCGCUCGUCGUGGCGUACAAACAGACUGGCUUCUACAAUGCUGUCCCAACACUGUUCAGACAGGCUGUUGCACUUUGGGCCGAUACGCAGCGCUCUCGCGACAUGAUCACUGCAGAGAUGCCCGAUGAGGAAGAUUCUCGAGGUGCGCGCCAGUAUGAUGACUACGACGUCGGCAAUGCUCGCAAGACAAAGGGAAAUCCUAAGCCGGCGGUCCUCGCGAUUCUGUUCCCGCAGUUCGUCUGUCGCGAUGAAGUCAUCGCCGAGGGCGUGGUUCUCAGAUCCGACCAAGCUGCUGUUCUUGAGGCGCUUGAGGAGGCAAAGGAUAACGGAGGUGCGAAUGGUGAUACGAAGAAGAAGCCUGGAACACGAAGGAGAUCUUCUGCGGAACCAAAGUCUCCGCUUCGCAAGUGA